CACUCAGUUCUCAGUUUCAUUCAAACCGUUUAGUGAACCAGUCGUGCUGUACUCAUCCUCUCCAUUCGCAAUCGAUUAAUACGAUGACCAAUCCAAUAUUUUACACUCUUCAUUUGAGUCCUCCCUGUCGCGCCGUACAACUAACUGCGAAAGCCUUGAACCUAGAGCUGGAUCACCAUGUGGUAAACCUGCUAGCCGGAGAUCAUUUAAAGCCCGAGUUUCUUAAGAUGAACCCGCAGCACACUAUUCCUGUUCUGGAUGACAACGGGGUUAUCAUUUCGGACAGUCAUGCCAUCAUGAUCUAUCUGGUAUCGAAGUUCGGAAAAGACGAUUCGUUAUAUCCAAAAGAUUUGGCCGAACAGGCUAAAGUGAAUGCUGCUCUGCAUUUCGAAUCCGGUGUAUUGUUCGCGCGCGCGAGAUUUGUCAUUGAACCCAUUCUCGCCGGCUGCAGUGAGAUUCCACCCGAGAAGAUCGAAUACAUUCAGAAAGCCUACCAACUACUGGAGGAUACGCUACAAGAUGAUUACGUUGCGGGUCCCACACUAACGAUUGCCGAUUUUAGUUGCAUUUCAAUAAUCGCCUCCGUCAUGAGAAUCAUUCCGUCGAGCUAUCCGAAAAUCUACGCUUGGAUAGAUCGUUUGAAGCAACUGCCCUACUAUGAAGAGGCGAACGGUGCUAGUGCAGCCGAACAUGGUCAGAUCAUUUUGAAUAUUUUGAAGAAGAAUGCGGCCAACGUCUGAAUCCUAUUGAAUACUAAUGUACUAAGCCAGCAUAGCAAUAUUGAACAGGUAUUAUGAGGUUCCAACAGUUGGAAACGUACUAGUUUGCUACACUCUUGGCAAAUAUUGCAACAUUCACGAUAGUUACGUGUUAAGAACGACUAUAUCACCAUUAUUGUAGCACCAUUAUAAAACAACAUGUCAACUUGCACUCUACGUUGGAAAGAAUUAUAAUAUCAGUUUGAAUUAAA
This is a messenger RNA of Malaya genurostris, 970 nucleotides long. Its product is annotated as glutathione S-transferase 1-like. Gene Ontology annotation, biological process: glutathione metabolic process. The record is from RefSeq and is a predicted model, not a curated record. The coding region runs from base 84 to 740 and encodes 218 amino acids. Lineage: Eukaryota; Metazoa; Arthropoda; Insecta; Diptera; Culicidae. Gene Ontology annotation, molecular function: glutathione transferase activity. The transcript has 3 exons.